AUGGCUCGUCGUUCAUUGCUUUCAUUAAGCCGUUUGUUAAGACGCACCGUUUUACACGAAACUCGCCCAAUACCGCAUUUUAGCAGAUCAAUAUAUACCUUGAGCCUUAAUAAUGGUCUUCCACAACCGACAACACUUAAUAAAAUUGAAAGUAAAUUCAUUGGAAGUUUUGUGGCUCACAAUUACCAACAAAUCCGAACAAUGUUCAUUCAAACGGAAACCACUCCAAAUCAAGACUCGUUGAAAUUUAUUCCAGGAGUACAGGUAAUGCAAUCGGGCGGUACUGCUGAAUUUUUGUCUAUUCGCGAAGCCAUGACUUCUCCCCUCGCCAAAAAACUUUUCACGAUUGAAGGUGUGACCGGAGUCUUCUUUGGACCCGAUUUUAUAACAGUGUCCAAGGACACCGACACACCUUGGCAGAUUAUGAAACCAGACAUAUAUGCCAAUAUUAUGGACUUUUUCGCAUCAGGACAGCCCAUACUUACCGAAGAGCAAGCACCAUCUGAUACAACCAUUCUACCUGAUGAUUCGGAAGUGGUUCAGAUGAUUAAACAGCUGCUAGACACUCAUGUACGUCCUGCUAUUCAAGAGGAUGGAGGAGAUAUCGAAUACAGAGGAUUCGAGAAUGGAAUUGUUAAAUUGAAGUUAAGAGGCAGUUGUAGGACGUGUGAUUCAUCAGUGGUCACGUUACGGAAUGGAAUUGAAAGCAUGUUAAUGCAUUAUAUUCCGGAUGUCACUGGCGUUGAACAAGUUUUAGAUGCGGACGAGGAAGUCUCGCAGAAAGAGUUCGAGAAGUUGGAGAAGAAAUUAUCAGUUGUUUAA
Molecule: messenger RNA, 822 nt
Organism: Paraglomus occultum
Lineage: Eukaryota; Fungi; Glomeromycota; Glomeromycetes; Paraglomerales; Paraglomeraceae
Source: the annotation of a GenBank genome assembly